CCAGUGCUCUCAGUGCUGCCAGUGCUCUCAGUGCUCUCAGUGCUCCCAGUGCUCCCAGUGCUGCCAGUGCUGCCUUUAACUUCUGAUCUGUGAACUGUUACUUUUAAAAGACCUUAAAGGAAAGUGAACUGAUCUGAAAGUCCAGGACAAAGUCCACCUGCUGAUGAAGAUCAUGUGACAUGAUUGAAAGCUCCAGAACAGCUACUGAGUGAAUCCUUGUUUGUUCAUGUCUGUAGUGAACUCUGCAGCCUGCAGGGGGCGCCGCCAGUUCAAGACUCGAACUUUGUCUUUGAUGUUGCAGUUUAUUAUUGGAAGUUUGAUUGCAGCAGCUUCUUCAGCUGCACAGACGAGACGGUCUGAACUCUGCUGACCGGCCAGCUCCGCCUCACGCCUCCUCCUCCUCCUCUUCCUCCUCUUCCUCCUCUUCCUCCCUGGAGAGAGGAGGAGGAGGAGGAGGAGGAGGAGGCUCGAAAAGAGGAAACCAAGCAGAAAAAAUGAGUGACAGAAAGACAGAGACUCGUCCCCGCGGAGACGAACAAACCUAAAAACAGACAGAAAGAAAAAGAAGAGCGAGGUCCGUCCCGAACCAAUCAGCUGCCAACAAUUAGCUUCAUCAUCAAUUCACUGAGCGAUUGUUUGAUCGAUCGUCUUCAGACGUCUCGUUUGUCGGUCCACAACCCAAAGAGAUUCAAAUUACCAAAGAAAACCACGUGAGGAGACAGAACCAGUGGAUUUUAGCCAAAAAAAAGACUUAAAAGUUAAAUGAUAAUCAAAAAUACCAGCAACAGGGGCGAACUGCCCCAGGGCCCAGACCUCCAGGGGCCCAGACCUCCAAGGCCCAGACCUCCAGGGGCCCAGACCUUCAAGAGCCCAGACCUCCAGGGGCCCAGACCUCCAGGGCCCAGACCUCCAGGGGCCCAGACCUUCAAGAGCCCAGACCUCCAGGGGCCCAGACCUCCAGGGCCCAGACCUCCAGGGGCCCAGACCUCCAGGGCCCAGACCUCCAGGGGCCCAGACCUCCAGGGGCCCAGACCUUCAAGGGCCCAGACCUCCAGGGCCCAGACCUCCAGGGGCCCAGACCUUCAAGAGCCCAGACCUCCAGGGGCCCAGACCUUCAAGGGCCCAGACUUCCAGGGCCCAGACCUUCAAGGGCCCAGACUUCCAGGGCCCAGACCUCCAGGGGCCCAGACCUCCAGGGGCCCAGACCUCCAGGGCCCAGACCUUCAAGAGCCCAGACCUCCAGGGGCCCAGACCUCCAGGGCCCAGACCUCCAGGGCCCAGACCUCCAGGGGCCCAGACCUCCAGGGGCCCAGACCUUCAAGGGCCCAGACCUCCAGGGCCCAGACCUCCAGGGGCCCAGACCUUCAAGGGCCCAGACCUUCAAGAGCCCAGACCUCCAGGGGCCCAGACCUCCAGAGCCCAGACCUUCAAGGGCCCAGACCUCCAGGGACAUUCAUUGUGCCAAAUGCUUUUUGGUCACAUGAUUACUUGGAGUAGAUUUAGUUUGGAAACUUGCACCAUUAAAGUAAAACCUCGACCGGGUCCUGCGUCCACAUCCAGUUCCAACCUUCAUUACUUUAGAUCAGUGUUGUGCUCACAUGCUGCAGUCUCCUAAAUAAAGUUGUUUCAUCAAAUGACCACAAACCUGGGCCAGGUAGUCCUCCAUGGUAGUCCUCCAUGGUAGUCCUCCAUGGUAGUCCUCCAUGGUAGUCCUCCAUGGUAGCACACCAGUUUUAGCAGUAGCCUCGGUAGUUGCAGCAGUAAUAUUUGUAGUUUUGCAGUUUCCUGAAUAAUCUCUGAGCUGGCUGUGUUUGCAGUCUUACUUUCCAGCACAGACAGAGAGGAUGCA
Siniperca chuatsi (mandarin fish) is the source of this 1849-nucleotide messenger RNA. Its product is annotated as basic proline-rich protein-like. Lineage: Eukaryota; Metazoa; Chordata; Actinopteri; Centrarchiformes; Sinipercidae. The transcript has 2 exons. The record is from RefSeq and is a predicted model, not a curated record. Bases 763 to 1497 code for a protein of 244 amino acids.